CACAGCUAAACAAAGACUUCAGCAAUCUGAAGCAAACUAUAAGUAAAAGUUGGGAAGAUGAGUUCUAGCUGGUCUGUGGAGGUUGAAACCAAAUCCCCAGCGGCUGCUGUCUUUAAGGCCACUUUCAUUGACUGGGAUAAACUCGGUCCUAAGCUCCUCCCUGAGCUUAUCACUGGUGUCACUUUAAUCUCUGGAGAUGGCAGUCCGGGGAGCGUCAGGCAGAUCAACUUCUCCCCAGUGGUACCUUUUAGCUUCGUGAAGGAGCGGCUUGAUUUCAUCGAUCAUGAAAAGCAUGAGGUGAAGGUUUCUGUAGUGGAGGGCGGACAUUUGGGAUCCAAACUUGAGUCUGCAACUUCACACAUCAAGGUGGAGCCAAAGGGGAACGGGUCUGUUGUUAAGCUCACAGCAACAUAUAAAGCCAUCGCGGGCGCUGAUGUUGCAGAGGACAUCGAGAAGGGAAAGGAAGGUUUCAUCAAGAGCGUGAAGGCUGUGGAGGAAUAUCUUGCAGCCAAUCCUGGAACCUAUGCAUAAAAAUCUUAGACUUUGCUCCUCAAGUAAGAGUGUGAGUGUGUUUGGGAUUGUGGUGUGGUAAUAAAGAGGAUUGGUUUGUCAAUCUGCUGAGAAGAGGUUUCAUGAGAGUGCUUUUGUAUUUAAUUGUUGUAUGUUGUGGUUUAUGCUUUGCUAUAAGCAGAAUAAAAUGAAUGUUAUGUUA
Molecule: messenger RNA, 712 nt
Organism: Phalaenopsis equestris
Lineage: Eukaryota; Viridiplantae; Streptophyta; Magnoliopsida; Asparagales; Orchidaceae
Product: pathogenesis-related protein 1-like
Exons: 2
Coding region: 58-531 (157 amino acids)
Biological process (GO): abscisic acid-activated signaling pathway; defense response
Cellular component (GO): cytoplasm; nucleus
Molecular function (GO): abscisic acid binding; protein phosphatase inhibitor activity; signaling receptor activity
Source: RefSeq, a predicted model, not a curated record